Drosophila eugracilis is the source of this 1375-nucleotide messenger RNA. RefSeq lists its product as uncharacterized. The record is from RefSeq and is a predicted model, not a curated record. NCBI's taxonomy places the organism in Eukaryota, Metazoa, Arthropoda, Insecta, Diptera, Drosophilidae.
GAUUACAUUUGGUUUGAAAGCCAUUUCGCCAUCUGGUAAUACUGAAGCAAAGCAACAAAGUUUUGAUGAAAGAUUACAAUUGAAUUGCGAUGCAUUUAGCCAAAAUUGAACUGUAGCAGCCAUCCGAAACGAUAGAAAGCAACAGCAGAUCCCCUGGAGUCGCAGCUACAUGGAUACGAAGUCCAACGAUGACUCGGCUGGCAGUGACUCGCUGGACAAAUCUAUGCAAAUCAAGUGUGUGAUGGUGGAGACGACGACGACGGGAGAGGGAGACUCAUCCUCCGGGGAUGUGGACAACUGCAGCAGGGACUCCGCUGCGGAUUCACUGGGGAAGGGAUCGAUAUUGAGAACAGAGGAGGGAACUGCGGAGCUGGCGGAUCACAAGACUGAAGCUGCGGUAGGGACGCGGGGCGAGGGCGACAGUCCGCAGAGCAGCCAAUCCCCACCAGACCAUCCAGCCAGCAACUCGCCCACAUCCUCCUGCACUGCCUUCGAGACGAAAGUUAAAUUAAUCUCACAGAACCUCAAGGAAACCACACUAGCCGAGAGUUCCGGCACAUCUGUAUCUGCAUCCACUUCUGCCUCCAGCAAUAGCAGCCUGCUGGAAUCGCAGACUCCCAAACAUUCCACCACAGACUGCGCCUCGCCGUCCGUUCGCGUGAAGAAGGUACGCUUCCAUCCAGACGUCAAAGAGAACGACGGCGGGAACUGGGUCAAGAAGAAGCGACGUUCCACGCAGACGAAGCGGACAUCAUCGCCCAGCGGGGCCAACUGUGAUGGCAUGGAACUGGACGGCGAGCACGAAGAAGAGGAAUACGAGGACAAUGACGAGGAGGAGGAGCCGGAGGAAGAGUUUGACCUAGCCAAGACGAUCGCCGAGGCGGAGGACUACCUCAAGCAGCAUCCGUUGACGUUUGUGCAGCGCGUCGAACAGAACGGCGAGCGUCUGCAGGACGGACUGCUCAGCAUCGAAGACAUGCUGAACGAAGUCGGCGAGGAGGUAGUCACCGAGUACAACGAUGAGGACUUUUUCAGGCGGAUCAAGCCGGAAAACGGUAUUGAACGCAUUCUGGGCAAGGAGACCAAGGCGGGCAAGGUUGAAUUCCUUUUACGAUACGAGAACCAGGGCGGGCUUUUUUGGGAAUCGGAGGAGUUUAUUAAACGCACGUGUCCCUCGCUGCUCAGGGCUUACGAAAAGAAUCGAGAGCGACGUCAGCAGCGUUUGAUGCACCACGUUGCUAAACGGCAGACUCUGCGACAGCGAUACACGGAUUUCUAGUAGCGGCUACUUAGGUAUUAGGUUCAUAAUUAGGUUCCACAUAAUUGUAACAUUUUUGUAAAAUGAAGUAAAUGAUUUUCUUUUGUUGAACAAAAA